Staurois parvus is the source of this 458-nucleotide messenger RNA. NCBI's taxonomy places the organism in Eukaryota, Metazoa, Chordata, Amphibia, Anura, Ranidae. The record is from the annotation of a GenBank genome assembly.
UAUGCAUAGCUCCGGGGGCGUGCAACGCGGCGAUCGGUGGUGCAUGGAAAGAGCCGAAGAGGUCGGCUCGAUCAUGUGAUCAGCUGUGUCCAAUCACAUUUGAUCGCAUGUAAAUAGAGAAAUGCCAGUUAUUGACAUUCCUCUCCUCACGAGCUGUCACGCUGACAGCUCGUGAGGAGUGGAGAGUCGGGGACAUGUACACUGAUCAUCAGGGCACUGAUGAUCAGUGUGCCCUGAUGAUCAGUGUAGCCCCAGCAGUGCCACCUGUCAGUGUCCAUCAAUGCCAGCUGUCAGUGCUCAUCAAUGCCACCUGCCAGUGCCCAUCAGUGCCACAUAUCAGUGCCCAUCUGAGCUGCCUUUCAGUGUCACCUAUCAGUGCCAGUCACUGCCACCUAUCAAUGCCGGUCAGCACCACCUAUCAGUGCCAUAUAUGCGUGCUGCCUUUCAGUGCCCAGCAG